Molecule: messenger RNA, 3285 nt
Organism: Pezoporus flaviventris
Lineage: Eukaryota; Metazoa; Chordata; Aves; Psittaciformes; Psittacidae
Gene: RASAL3
Product: RAS protein activator like 3
Biological process (GO): regulation of GTPase activity
Source: RefSeq, a predicted model, not a curated record
UCAUCCCCAUGGGGCAGAGGCGGAGGUGAGGGUGUGACUGAAACUCCUGCUUGGUCACAUGGGGAAGCCACGACAGGAACUGGGUGCUGGAGGAGGCAGAGAGGAGCCGAGAUGGAGGUGAUGGAGAAGCCCCCCCUGGGACCUGAGCCACCGACGCUCCUGAAGAGCUACCGAUGGCGCACAGCAGCACCCAUGGGUGCUGAGCGGGGCGCAGGGUCCCCAGGCAGCCGCCGCUGGACCCGCUUGCAGGGGUGGAAGCGCUCCUACAGCCACCCUGAAGCUGACGGACCCCAUGACGUGGUGGGACGGGGCAGCUCCAACCUAGGGGCACCCAAAGGCAGCACCCGCCGGUCCCUCUUCCAAAGGGCUUUUUCAGCACCCACCAAGGGGGCCAAGGAGAGCAGAGCACCCGAGGGUGGCAAAGCCGCCCUGCAGAGGUACCUGUGCUCCAUGGCCAAGAGGAAGGGGCAUGGGGAGAGUGGAGCCAGGGCUGAGAAGGUGCCUCUUGAUGCUGCCGCAGUGAGCACCCAUGGGACAUCAGCAGCCCUGCUGGCUCCAGCACCCAAUGGCCCCGUGUGGGACGUCUCCCACUUCUCACUGGUGGACGGACACUUGGUGCUGGUGGGCCGGGACGAGGAGGCCUCGUGCAGGAGCAGGAACUGGGUGGGGAGCUCCAUGGCUGAGAGCUUCAACGCGCACCCAGCAGGCAGCAGGAGGGACCCCGACCCUGCUGUGGACCAGCAGAGCACCCAUAGCCCAGGGAGAAGCCCCGAGAGCGACACCUCCCAGUUCCACAACGUCAAGGGGCUCCUAUGGAAGAGGCUUUGGGACCGCAAGGGACGUGGUGGUGGCCCCGGCAGCGACAGGGUCCCCAGCCGCUGUGGGUCCAGGGAGUCGCUGCUGCCAGCACCCAGCGUGCCCGAGCUGGACCUCAAUGGGGACAACGUCCUCGUGCGGCCCCUGCACGGCAGCAUCGUAGGGGAGAGGUUCUGCUUCCAGGUGAUCACGGCCGAGGGCAGCCGCUCCUUUGGGUGCACGUCCCUGGCCGAGCGCGACCGCUGGAUCGAGGAGCUGCGCCGCGCCGCGCAGCCCAACAAGGAUAGCUGCGAGCGCCUGGAGCUCUCCCUCACCCUCUGGGUGUACGAAGGCCGGGACCUACCCCCUCGGCGGCGCCUCCGUUGCCACCUCCACCUCGACGGCUCCCUCUUCGCCCGCACCACGGCCAAGGUGGCCGGGCCCGAUGGAGACCUCUUCUGGGGCGAACUCUUCCAGUUGGGCGCCCUCCCACCCACCCGCGCCCUCACCCUCGCCCUGUGCCACGAUGAGGACCCAACUCAACCGGUGGCCUCCAUCACCAUCCCCUUGACCGAGCUAUCGGGUGCGAGGCAGCCCAUGGAGCGCUGGUACCCAUUGGGAGGCCCCGGCGAGCGGGUGCCGGCGCUGCGGGUGCGCGGGCGCUACCGGGAGGUGCGGGUGCUGCCCAUCGUGCGCUACAAGGAGCUGGCUGAGUUCAUCACCUUCCACUACCGGGAGCUCUGCGCCCAUCUGGAGCCCGUCAUUGCUGCAAGGCACAAGGAGGAGCUGGCCGGCGCCUUGGUCCGCGUCUUGCAGAGCACUGGGAAGGCCAAGUCAUUCCUCAUCGACCUUGGUGUGACGGAGCUGGAGCGCUUCGAUGACCGCGAGGCCCUCAUCUUCCGGGAGAACAUGACCACCAAGGCCAUCGACGAGUACAUGAAGCUGGUGGGGGGCAAAUACCUCCAGGACACACUGGGUGAGGCUGUGGCCCAGCUCUGCACCUCGGAGGAGAGCUGUGAGGUGGAUCCCAGCAGAUGUGGUGGCCUCGACCUCUCUGACAACCAGAAGAACCUGCAGCAGGUCUGCGAGGAGACCUUCCAGCGCAUCGCUGCCUCCUGCGACACCUUCCCUGUGGAGCUGGGUGAGAUCUUCAUGGCGUGGCGGGAGGCGUGCGUGGCGCGGGGGAAGGAGCCCAUCGGCCACCGCCUGGUCUCGGCCUCCUUGUUCCUGCGCUUCCUCUGCCCCGCCAUCAUGUCCCCCAGCCUCUUUGGCCUCAUCCAGGAGUACCCGAGCGAGGCCACGUCCCGCACCCUCACCCUGGUGGCCAAAGUCAUCCAGAACCUGGCCAACUUCACCACCUUUGGCGAGAAGGAGGCCUACAUGGGCUUCAUGAAUGAGUUCUUGGAGCACAACUGGAGCACCAUGACAGGCUUCCUGCAGAGAGUGGCCAGCCCCGAGAGCAGUGGUCACGUGGCCACCUACGACGGCUACGUGGACCUGGCCCUGGAGCUCGCCACCCUCCACCUUCUGCUCUGUGACAUCUUCUCCAGCCUGGACCAGGCCACACAGAAGGAGCUGGAGCCCCUGCCCACCAUCCUCACUGCCAUCAAGGAGGGGACCCCUGUCCCUGUUUCCGUCCGUCUCAGCUCCACCACAGAGCGAAGGCCAGCAGAGAGCUUCAAGCCCGGUUUCGUGCCCCCGCGGGACCUGAGCAAGCACAGCCCCCUCAUCAAGAGCCAGUCCCUGCUCAGCAUCCGCCGGGGCCGGGGCCGGGAGGACGGACCCGACCCGGAGCCAGCCCCGGCCCCUGCCCCGGCAUCGGCCGCGGUCCCGGGCCGGGAGCGCCGCAACGUUCAGCGCACGCAGAGCGUCCCGGCGCGGAGCAGCGGGGCCCGGCGGCACCAGAGCAGCGCCCAGCACCGGGCAGAGCCGGCGGCCGCGGAACCCCCGGGGGCCGUUGGCCCCUGCGAUGCCCCGGGACGCGGGAAGCUCCGCAAGUCCACGGUGCCCUGGCAGCGCUACGUGGAGGAGGUGGCAGCGGCGGUGGCACAGGGCGAGCUCUACGGCAUCCACCCAUGGGAGGAGCAGGCGCGGGUGCUGCGGGCGCUCAGGCAGGAGGUGGAGGCGCAGCAGGAGCAGGCGCGGGCGCUGGAGCUGCGCGUGGCCGAGGCGGAGGAGCGGCUCCGGGGCGCGGAGCGGGAGCGGGAGCAGCAGCGGGAGCAGCUCCGGGGGCUCCGGGGGCAGCUGGAGGAGGCCAAUGCCCGAGCGGGCACGGUGGGAGCCAGGCUGACGGCGGCUGAAGGCAACAGGAAGAAGGACCUGGAGAGGCUGAAGAGCAGCGAGGAGAAGAGCCGGGAGCUGGAGAGCCGAGUGCUGGCGCUGGAGCAGGAGCAGGGGCAGCUGCAGGCGGCCAUCACCCAGGCCUUGGGCCACCACAGGAGGGUGGGCCACCGGGUGCUACGGGACGAUGCCCAGGCCACCAGUGUGUGA